AUGGACAAUAUUUCUGGAGACUCCCAGAUGUGUGAUGCACAAGUUCAAGAAAACGAACAAUAUUCAUUCAGAUUUUACCCUUUUGCAAAAGCCAUUUGGUUUGAGGUUUCGUUAAGCUAUAUUAACAACCCAACCUUAAGUGACUCUAUAGGCAAUUGGGUCAGAAACUGGAUAGAGGGUCCUAACUAUAAUCAAUUUUCAGAAAAGAUCGCCAUUGUUUUCUGGUUUAUGUGGAAACACAGAUGCUCAGUUGUUUUCGAAGGAAAGACCCCUAACCAGACAAUGCUGAUAGAAAUGAUAAACAAAUAUUUACACUCAGGAGUUCCUAUACCAAUCACGAGAAAUAUUUCAACUAGAAGCGAAGUUGUUUCAACUCAAAAUAGGACUUCCUUAAACACGGAUUGGAUAAUCUUCACAGAUGCGGCUUUCAAGAAAGAAAAUCUAUCAAUGGGUUUUGCUUUUAUCUUAUACUCAGUGGAUCAAGAAGAAUUCAUGCACAUCGAAGCAGGCUCAGAUAAGGCUAUGUCAGCAGUUCAUGCAGAAGCAAAGGUUAUGCUUAAAGCUACUUCGUGGUUAAAAAAUAAUAUUUUAUCCAGUGUUUCAAUCGUCACAGAUUGCAAAAGUAUUGUCGAUCUCAUUAACAACAAGUGUAAGGAAAUUUCCUGGAAAGCAAAAAACAUAAUUAAAGAGGUUAAAGCGAAUCUGGAUACUAUUUCCCAAGCUAAGCUGAGAUACAUUAAUAGAAAAUUCAACGCAGUAGCGGAUACUUUAGCUAAGGAGGCAAGAAUCAAGAGCCUCCAACAUUUAUCUUUACAUAUUGGAGAAAAAAUUAGCAAAUCAAGUACUCCCUCAGUUCCUUUUUAA
Papaver somniferum (opium poppy) is the source of this 864-nucleotide messenger RNA. RefSeq lists its product as uncharacterized. Lineage: Eukaryota; Viridiplantae; Streptophyta; Magnoliopsida; Ranunculales; Papaveraceae. Bases 1 to 864 code for a protein of 287 amino acids. The record is from RefSeq and is a predicted model, not a curated record. Gene Ontology annotation, molecular function: RNA-DNA hybrid ribonuclease activity; nucleic acid binding. The transcript has a single exon.